CACCGUAAUCAUCUCCAAACGUGAAGAAAUUUUUUUAUAGAAAAAAAGUAAAAAAAACAAAUGGGUCGAUCACCAGCUUCGCGGGCCUACCGGUAUGUCCCAUCGUUCCCGUAGGACGCAGGUUAAAAUCCAACCCCAGCCAGCCCCCUCCCCCGGGAUGCCCCAAAAUCGUACUGACGACAGGAAAAGAGAAAACGGGACGGGUACUCGGAACGUUAGAUUUGCGAAGGAGCCGGCAGUGCAGCGUGCGAUAGCUGAGUUUCACUCUGCUGACGAGGCGGCAUGAAUGGAAGCCUGGAAAAAAUGUAGAAUAGAAAAAA
Colletotrichum navitas is the source of this 320-nucleotide messenger RNA. RefSeq lists its product as uncharacterized. NCBI's taxonomy places the organism in Eukaryota, Fungi, Ascomycota, Sordariomycetes, Glomerellales, Glomerellaceae. The record is from RefSeq and is a predicted model, not a curated record. The transcript has a single exon. The coding region runs from base 95 to 286 and encodes 63 amino acids.